Messenger RNA from Anneissia japonica, 2460 nucleotides. RefSeq lists its product as uncharacterized. The record is from RefSeq and is a predicted model, not a curated record. The transcript is spliced from 10 exons. NCBI's taxonomy places the organism in Eukaryota, Metazoa, Echinodermata, Crinoidea, Comatulida, Comatulidae. The coding region runs from base 217 to 2025 and encodes 602 amino acids. Gene Ontology annotation, molecular function: protein binding.
UUCAUAGGUACCAUAACACCACUUGAUCCCGAGCUGGUUGUGGGUUCUAACGUGACUAUUACAUGCAAACUAAACCGGACACUGACAUCAAGCAACGCCUCAGAAAUAAAAUGGCUAAAAGAUUACAAAAGUAUUGGACCGGAUAUAACUAUACAUGUAAUUUCAACCACAGAGGCACAGAUAACCUUAUAUAAUGUAACAUUUGAUGAUAAAGGUAUGCUGAUUAGCUGCUUCCUUCAAAGUGAUUCAAAAGUAGAGACAAUAAUAGAGGUUGGAAUUGCACCUCCUCCACCAACAUUACAAUGCAGAUCAACAAACAUUUCUGUUUUUUGGUGUGAGUGGUCUAAAAACUACACCGGAAUGAAGAAUAACUACACUUUCCAAUUUAAAAAGCCUGAAGAAUCAAAGUGGGAAGAUUGUCCAAGUAUUCAUCGUAUUAACAGUCACAAAGACAUGUGCACAGUGGCUAGUUAUCCUAUACAUCCAUAUUUAGUAAGGGUUACAGCUAAAAAUAUUUUUGGAAGCGGAAACACAACCUCAAAAUUUAAUGCUUAUGAAGAAGCAAUUCCUCUACCUCCUGUCAUUGAAAAAGUUUUAGCUGGCAAAAGUAGUAUUCAGGUGUUUUGGAAAUUGCAAGAAGACUUCAAAUAUUCCCAUACUUUGAGAUAUCAACUUCGCUACAGGUUGCAUAAUACAAAUUGGACAAUGGUGCGACCUGAAACACGUCAUAAGAAUUAUACUAUAGAAGUCUUUGAGAUUGGAAGUAAAUAUGAAUUUGAAGUACGCUCAAAGUUUCUUCGUAAGGAAUUCAGUAAAUGGGGUCCUAAAAGUGUAGUAUCUGUUCCAGAACCUGUUAAUUUGAUGGUCACUACCACAGCCCCAGAAACAACCUUGGACCAGUUUAUGUUGCAGUGGAGAAAACCAGCAGAAAACAAACCUAGUGUUGAGUACUACGAGAUCAGCGGGGACUGCACUCACCAAUCUUUGAAUAUGACUCGUGUAGAUACAAAUUAUAUUAUCUUUGACGUUCCGUGUGACAAUGAAUAUGAUGAGAGGAUCGUCAGUUAUAAUUUCCAAGUAACGGCAGUCAGUUUUGCUGAAGAGGUUGUUGUCAAGGGUCAACCAAGCUUUUUACCCUAUGAAUUUGAUUGCCAAAAAGCAGUGCGAACAACUAAGAAAGAUGGAUUGCUAACUAAAACACCAAGUAACCAUAUGCCGACAAUUACGAAAGAAGAUUUGAUAACAAGGAACCCAACUGAUAAUCCACUGAGCUUAGUUGUUCCCGUCCUUUUAGUUGGAAUUCUAUUUCUAAUUGGACUGCUGUUUUGGUUGUGCUUUCAACGAUAUUUUCAUAAGCAGCUCUUCAUUAAGUGGCCUGAACCAAAGUUUUUUAAAGUGGAAAUAAAUGCUACUUUCCAACCUCGACAAAUUGAAAAAGAAGUUUUUGAUGAUUUAAAGACCAAGUCAGACUGCUUACCUUCACCCCAUAGUUCCACAAGCUCUGACCAGGGAUUCCAUGAGCUAAGCCCUCAUCUGCCAAUAGGUAAAGAAAAAAGCAGUACUUAUGUGAGAGCACCAUUAGUUGAUUCAAAUGAGACCGACUAUCAAGUCUCAUCAGUUAAGGAAGGCAUCACAGAGUACCUUCAACUGCAGCAGACAGGCUACCACGACAUACUGCAGUUGUCUCCACUACAAACUGAUCAUAAGAGGAUCGAAAACAACUCUGAUCCUUACACAUCCAUGCCACCGAUGUCGUCGGGCCUUGAUAAACUGCCUGGAAGUCAAACACCAUUGAGUUAUGGUGGUACAGAUCCUUAUUGCAAAUUACACGAGGUUGAGCCAAUAUCAAGUGAAAACGAUAAACUGACUCAGUAUAUCCCGGUAUUUGAAAUUAACGAGACAGACUACAGCGCAGAAGAUGAGGAUGUUAUUAAUUUUGAAGACGAGAUUCAAAACCUGCUCAAUGGUGCUCCAAAACUUGAAACUAUGAACUAUGUAUGCCAAGGUGAUAGACAGAUUCUUUGAAAUCAAAGAAAUUAUGUGUGUGAUUUGAUUGGUGAAAUUAUGUUUAGUUGCACUGUAGUCACAGAAACACCAUUGACAGAAAAUUAUGUACUGUAUGUCCAAACUUUCGGUAUCAUGCUUUCUAAAAGUAUAAAAGUGUGUGGAAAAGGUAUACCUCAGGGUCACAAUAAACAAAUCAUAACAUUCCAAACAACCGUCAAAAUUUAGUGGUGGCUCCAGAAAGUAGUUGCCAACAAGGGGCCGACAUCUCCGACGGAGGGGUCCAAACCAAGGGGCCGACCUACAGUAGAGCCUCUAUCGGGUUCUUGGAAUAAAAAAUCCCUGGUACGGUUCAUGUUUUAUGGCUUAGUAUGGUCCAAAUUUUGCUUUCAGACCACAAUAUUAGGGAUUGGCAGUGACAGCGAUGCUGUUUUUAACAAAUCUGGACACUUAAUA